Molecule: messenger RNA, 1182 nt
Organism: Ascoidea rubescens DSM 1968
Lineage: Eukaryota; Fungi; Ascomycota; Saccharomycetes; Ascoideales; Ascoideaceae
Product: glycerol-3-phosphate dehydrogenase (NAD(+)) GPD1
Exons: 1
Coding region: 1-1182 (393 amino acids)
Biological process (GO): carbohydrate metabolic process; glycerol-3-phosphate catabolic process
Cellular component (GO): glycerol-3-phosphate dehydrogenase (FAD) complex; cytosol; nucleus
Molecular function (GO): NAD binding; glycerol-3-phosphate dehydrogenase [NAD(P)+] activity; protein homodimerization activity
Source: RefSeq, a predicted model, not a curated record
AUGUCCUUUCACAAAACAGCUGCUUCUCGUUUGCAACAAGUUGCUAGUCACUUAUCGACCUCAUCUCCAUCAUCUCCAUCUUCCUCGUCUUCACCCUCAAUUUCUCCUGAUAAACCAUUCAAAGUGACUGUCAUUGGAUCAGGUAACUGGGGCACAACAAUUGCCAAAAUCAUUGCCGAAAACACUGCUUUAACUCCUAAUCUUUUCCAAAGAAAUGUUAACAUGUGGGUCUAUGAAGAAAAAAUCAAUGGCAAAAACUUGACUGAAAUCAUCAAUACAAAACACGAAAACGUCAAAUAUUUACCUGAUAUCAAAUUGCCCGAAAACUUAAUUGCUCAGCCUGAUAUUGCAGUUGCUGUAAAAGACUCAGAUCUAAUUGUAUUCAAUAUUCCCCACCAAUUCUUGAAAAGAAUCUGCUCAAACCUAAAGGGCCACAUUAAACCAACUGCCAGAGCCAUAUCUUGUUUAAAAGGUUUAAACGUUAAUCCAGAUGGUUGUCAAUUGCUAUCUGACUACAUCACUGAUCACUUGGGUAUUCAUUGUGGUGCUUUGAGUGGUGCUAAUCUAGCUCCAGAAAUAGCUAGACACAAAUGGUCUGAGACAACUGUCGCAUAUAACUUGCCAAACGAUUAUAGAGGUCCCACGAAGGACAUCAACCAAUUGACCUUAAAAAAGCUAUUCCACAGACCUUACUUCCAUGUCAGGGUUAUUGAUGAUAUUGCUGGUGUUUCUCUAGCUGGUGCUUUGAAAAAUAUCGUUGCCUUAGCUGCAGGCUUUGUAGAAGGUUUGGGCUGGGGUGAUAAUGCAAAGGCUGCUAUCAUGAGAAUUGGCUUGAUGGAAACUGUCAAUUUCGGUAAAACCUUUUUCCCCAAUUGCAAUGAAAAGACAUUCACUGAAGAAAGCGCUGGUGUAGCUGAUUUAAUUACAACUUGUUCUGGUGGUAGAAAUGUCAAAAUUGGUAAAUACAUGGCUGAAACUGGUAAAAGUGCCUGGGACUCUGAAAAGGAUUUGUUAAAUGGCCAAUCUGCCCAAGGUAUCAUCACUGCAAAGGAAGUUCAUGAGUUGUUGGAAAACAAAAAUAUGACUGCUGAUUUUCCCUUGUUCGAAGCAACUUAUCAAAUUGUUUAUGGCUCUGAAUCUAUGCAAAAACUACCUGAAUUAUUGGAGAGAUGUGAACAAUAA